AUGGGCGAAGAAGAGGGUUGCCCCAUCUGGAUCGCCUUGGCCUACGUGGGCGUGGUUUAUUCUUUGGUCGUGUUGUCCAUAACUUUCAUCGCUUCGUAUUAUGUGGCUGUAAAUUGUGGGAAACAUCCGUUGGCAGUCAAAUGGUGGACCAAAUCAUACAAGAAAAUAUUUCAGGAAAUGAGGUAAGAGGGCUGAUACUUAAGGAUAAUAUAAGCUGAAAAGCUAUAAAACAUUACCCGCUAUUAACCUGAAAAGUUCGAAAUUGACCUUUAAAUUAUAUCCCACCUAACCUUCCGUUAUAAGACAGCAGUAGGCACUAGUUGUAUCAAGUGUAAUAUAAUGAUGCACCGAUCGAGCUAAAUUAGUCUCCCUAUGGCUUCAGAACGCUCAAUAGCUAUAAGAGUCCCACAGCCAACUCCCCAACGGCGCACACUGAGCAAGAGCCUGCCAUGAAGAAACUUGAUACAUCAAUCCAAAAAGAGUAAUUGUUCCAUUAUCCGUCUAACGCUGAUUUUCAGAAUCCCAAGUAACAACAAAGUUCGCCAGAAAGCAAGCGGCCCGGAGAAAAAGCCCUCAAAAGUAAAGAAUCAAUAA
Molecule: messenger RNA, 594 nt
Organism: Bursaphelenchus xylophilus (pine wood nematode)
Lineage: Eukaryota; Metazoa; Nematoda; Chromadorea; Rhabditida; Aphelenchoididae
Source: the annotation of a GenBank genome assembly